AUGGAUUUCUAUUUACUUUAUAAAUUUUUAAAGAUUGCUUCUCCAGCAACUACUCCAAAAUCUGGUGACAAAAUGUUUUCAAUUGGUUCAUUAUCAUUAAACGCUGCACCUGAUUUGGAUUUAUAUUCGCCUAUUUUGCCUCCUCCAACAAAAAAUUCUUCUGCUGGAAACACUCCAGCAGCAAAAGGAAAAUAUGGGCCUUUAAUGCCGUCAAAGGAUGCAAGUAAAUUGCUUGGAUUUGCAACACCCGAUUCAGAAGUAUGUCCAAAGAAGAAAUAUGCAAAAGAAGCAUGGCCUUAUCCAAGAGUGAAGUACUAA
Molecule: messenger RNA, 318 nt
Organism: Meloidogyne enterolobii
Lineage: Eukaryota; Metazoa; Nematoda; Chromadorea; Rhabditida; Meloidogynidae
Source: the annotation of a GenBank genome assembly